AAGUUUUAUUUCUUCUUCUCGUCUCUCUAAUAUUUACUCUAAUUUUGCUUUUUCUUUUCUUUUUGGGAAAGUAAGUCGAUUUUUUUGUAUAAUUCUUUGAUAGCAGAGCUUUAUUUGUCUUUUUUUAAAAAUAAUUUGCUGAGUUUUGAUAGAGGUUUUUGACGGAUAAUUGUGCUGGUUUUACGUCGGAGUUGGUUCAAUUAUCGAAAUGUAACUGAAGUUAUUAUUGAAUUUGAGAAUCUGAAUCGAGGAUCCGUAGUGGUUUUGUUGAAAUAGUGGAGGAUCGAGUUGAAAAAUUCAGCUGAUUGGUGGUGAUUGAAAGAAGAAAGAGUUUUGGAUCCGUUCGGGGGAGUAACAGCGCCAUCAGAUGGCGCUGUUCAGACGAUUGUUUUACCGGAAGCCGCCGGAUAGGCUUCUCGAGAUCUCAGAACGAGUCUACGUAUUUGACUGUUGCUUCUCCACGGAUGUGUUGGAAGAAGAUGAGUACAAGGUGUAUAUGGGUGGCAUUGUGGCACAGCUACAAGACCAUUUUCCUGAUGCUUCUUUCAUGGUGUUUAAUUUCAGAGAAGGGGAGAAGCGGAGCCAAAUUUCAGACAUUUUAACUCAGUACGAUAUGACUGUUAUGGAUUACCCACGGCAAUAUGAGGGAUGUCCGCUGCUGCCGCUCGAAAUGAUUCAUCACUUUCUUCGAUCGAGUGAAAGCUGGUUGUCAUUGGAAGGACAGCAGAAUGUGCUUUUAAUGCACUGUGAAAGAGGGGGAUGGCCCAUACUCGCUUUCAUGCUUGCUGGUCUUCUGUUAUACCGCAAACAGUACACUGGUGAGCAGAAGACUCUUGAAAUGAUCUACAAGCAAGCUCCUCGGGACCUUCUCCAGCUUCUUUCUCCUUUGAAUCCUCAGCCUUCCCAGUUGAGAUAUCUUCAGUAUAUUUCUAGAAGAAAUUUGGGUUCUGAUUGGCCUCCCUCAGAUACACUGCUUUUUUUGGAUUGCCUAAUUCUUAGAGUUCUUCCACUCUUUGAAGGGGGAAAAGGGUGCAGGCCAGUUGUACGUGUUUAUGGCCAGGACCCCAAAGCACCAGCCAAUAGAAGUUCCAAGCUUCUGUUUACAACUUCAAAGACAAAAAAACAAAUUCGCCACUUCCUAAAGGAAGAGUGUGCACUGGUGAAAAUGGAUAUUCACUGCCGUAUUCAAGGGGACAUUGUGCUCGAGUGCAUCCAUGUGGAUGAAGAUUUGAUACGGGAAGAGAUGAUAUUCAGAGUUAUGUUCCACACAGCAUUUGUUCGAGCAAAUAUUUUGAUGUUAUACCGCGAUGAGAUUGAUGUAUUGUGGGAUGCCAAGGAUCAGUUUCCAAAGGACUUCAGAGCAGAGGUACUUUUUUUGGAUCCUGAUGCUGUUGUACCUGGUCUCACCAGAGCAGUAGCAAGUGAAGAUGGGAAUGAGACAGAAAGUGCUUCACCGGAGGAAUUUUUUGAGGUUGAAGAGAUCUUCAGCAAUGCAGUCGAUGCAGUGGAAGGAAAGGUGUAUGACAGCAGCCUGAUAAUUCCUCGCAACAAACCAGAUCAGAAAGAUGUCUGGAGGGAGGAUGUGGAUCCUCCUACAUUUCAAGAUUGUGCGUCAGAUGAUGGGAUUCACAAACAGGAUGCAACGGUGUAUUCUAGUAUAGAUGCAGUGAAGGACAUUACAGUCGAUGAUGUGAACUACAAAUUAGAUAAGAUUAGUUCUGACAUUAAUACAGUGAAAGAUAUAGCUAUUGAUGAUGGAGAUAUGAAGAUUGAUUCAGUGGUGUUUACUGCCGAUGUGCCAAGAGCUAGAGAAACCAUGGAAGUUAUACAAGAUGUGAUUGACAAAUUAGAAGAGAUAGAAGAUAAGGGAAAUAGAGACACUGCUAUUCCACCUAAGAAGUCACUGUCUAAGAUGUUUGUGCAAAGCUUGAAAACUGAUGUUUCCCAACCUAAACCUGAGGAACUAUUGACUGCUUCAAAGAAACAGGCUGCACCGGACCCAGAACCAGCUUUAGAGUCUGUUCUGGUGGAACCAAGGAGCGAUCAACUAGAACCUCAGGACCCUCCUCCAAGACAAACAAAGCCAAAGAUCAUAUCUCGGUGGAUCCCUCCUAACAAUGGCUCUCACGUCAAGCCAAUGCAUGUAUCGUACCCACCGUCAAGAUAUAAUAGUGCACCACCUGUACUUUCCAGUAUCACAUCUUUGACUGAAUCUGAUUCAGGUUCCGAUAUAAAAGGCGCUACUGAAGUUUUGGUAUUAAAGGAUAUUUUUUCUGAGCAAAAUAGUAGGAAGGUUGAGCCUUUGAAGGUUACGGACUCUUUAAAAGAACUAUCCACAACUCCGACAAUUACCAUAUCAACUAAUGCUCUACAGCAAUCGAUAUCUGUUCAACCUAGCUCUCCACCUCCACACUUGCCAUCCCGACCACCACCACCACCACCGCCUCCUCCUCCCCUUCUGCGAACUACACCCAGAUAUGGUUUGUUGGUUUUGCAAUCUUUUCAGGAAAAUGCAACACCUAUACCACCUCCCCCACCUCCUCCCCUGCCAGCGAUUGGAGAUGCAGCUUCUAGAAUGUCUCUUGCUGCAUCCCCUCCCCUUCAAUCUCUCCAUCCACCUUACAAAGAAGCAAAUAUACAGAAUAUUGGGAUGAUUUCAAAAACUGCAUUUGCCGCUCCUCCUCUUCCUCCUCCCCCGCCUCCGCCUCCCCCAUUUUCUAGCAAGCAAACUGCUGGACUGGUUUUGCCUCCUCCAGCUCCACCACCUUGGAAAUCUGGGUAUUUUUCAGAUGCCCCUAGCGCAGCAUGUUCACCCCCUCAUACUACUACCAUCAGCUCAAGCACAUCAAAACUUGGUAAUGUUCCUCCACCCCCUCCACCAUUUCCAGGUGCUAUGACUCCAUCCUUCACGCACGGAGUGCCAUCAGCAUCUUCGCCACCCCCACCCCAUCCAUUGCCUGGAGCUCCGGCUCCCCCACCACAACCUGUGCCUCGUAAUGGGGCUCCUCCUCCUCCACCACCACCUCCUCCUCUGUUGCGAGGAGCUCCACACACACCUCCUCUACCUCCACCACCUCCAUUGAAGUCUGGUGCCCCACCUCCACCACCACCGCCCCCAUUGAAGUCUGGUGCCCCACCACCUCCACCGCCCCCAUUGAUGUCUGGUGCCCCACCUCCUCCACCUCCACCACCCCUAUUGAUGUCUGGUGCCCCACCUCCUCCACCUCCACCACCCCCAUUGAUGUCUGGUGCCCCUCCAAAAUUUGGGGUCCCUCCUCCACCCCCUUCCCCUUCGCUUGGAGUGCCACCUCCGCCUCCUCUCCCACGUGGAGCCCCGCCCCCACCACCUCCACCUUCGCGAGGGGCACCAUCCCCACCCCCACCUCCCAUGCGUGGAGCGCCAGCACCACCUCCACCUCCUAUGCGUGGAGCUCCAGCACCACCUCCACCUCCUAUGCGUGGAGCGCCAGCACCGCCUCCACCUCCUAUGCGUGGAGCGCCAGCACCGCCUCCACCUCCUAUGCGUGGACCUCCUGCACCUCCCCCGCCUCCUCUCGGUGGAGCACCACCACCACCACCUCCUCCUGGAGGUCGAGCUCCUGCCCCUCCAGCUCCACCUGGAGCUCCUCGUGGUGCACCUCCACCAGUGGGUGCUAGAGCAGCCGAUGUGAGAGGAAGAGGGCGUGGGCUAUCACGUCCUGGGGUAACUGCAGCACCUCGGAGAUCUUCCUUAAAACCAUUACACUGGAGCAAGGUUACAAGGGCAGUACAAGGAAGCUUAUGGGAAGAAUUGCAAAGAUAUGGAGAGGAUGAAAUUGCACCAGAAUUUGAUGUGUCAGAGAUUGAAACUCUUUUCUCCGCUGUUGUUCCUAAACCUGCUGAUUCUGGGGGUAAAUCUGGAGGGCCACGCAAAUCAGCUGGAUCAAAGCCUGACAAAGUUCACUUGAUCGACUUGAGGAGGGCCAACAACACUGAAAUUAUGCUCACUAAAGUUAAGAUGCCUCUUUCUGAUAUGAUGGCUGCUGUGCUAGCAAUGGAUGAUACAGUAUUAGAUGUUGAUCAAGUGGAAAAUCUCUUAAAAUUUUGCCCAACUAAAGAGGAAAUGGAACUUCUAAAGGGAUACACUGGUGACAAGGAGAGUCUAGGGAAGUGCGAACAGUACUUUUUGGAACUGAUGAAAGUGCCACGAGUGGAGUCAAAAUUAAGAGUGUUUUCCUUCAAGAUUCAAUUCGAUUCUCAGAUUUCUGAAUUUAGAAAGAGCUUAAAUACUGUCAACUCUGCAUGUAACGAGGUACGGAAUUCCCUUAAAUUAAAGGAGAUCAUGAAGAAAAUUCUCUAUCUGGGAAAUACCUUGAACCAAGGAACUGCAAGGGGUUCUGCUAUUGGAUUUAAGUUGGACAGUCUUCUAAAGCUCACAGAUACACGUGCUUCUACCAGCAAGAUGACGCUGAUGAAUUAUCUUUGUAAGGCCCUAGCUGCCAAAGCACCCGCACUUCUAGAUUUCCACCUGGAAUUUGUCAGUCUUGAGGCUGCAACUAAGAUACAAUUAAAAUCUUUAGCAGAAGAAAUGCAAGCUAUAAUUAAGGGAUUAGAAAAGCUCCAGCAGGAGCUGGUUGCUUCCGAAAAUGAUGGUCCUGUGUCCGAAGUUUUCCGGAAGACAUUGAAGGAAUUUAUUUCUGUUGCUGAGACGGAGGUGGUGUCCUUAACAAAUCUAUAUUCUACAGUGGGUAGAAAUGCAGAUGCACUUGCGCUCUAUUUUGGUGAGGAUCCUGCCAGAUGCCCAUUUGAGCAAGUUACUGCAACACUCUUAAAUUUCGCGAGGUUGUUCCGGAAAGCUCAUGAAGAGAAUGUUAAACAGGCUGAACUGGACAGGAAGAAAGCAGAGAAGGAGGCUGAAAUGGAGAAUGCGAAAGCCAAACCUAAAAAGAAGAGUGCAAAAUAGUUGAAUACCAGUUUCUCUAUUCCUUCAAGGUGAUAUGCAACUUCCAGUCAUCAUAUAUCAGUGCCAAUGAGUACGACUGAAUUACAGGAACUGCUGCUUCCGAGGACUUUUGAGGUGCCUCCUGUAUCAUGCCAUAAGAGACGUCGUAAAUGAGGCUUUUAGUCCCCUUGACUUAUGCAUAAGGCUUCAGGAGGCAUUCUCUAUGGGAAGAUAUUCAUUCACAUCACUACGAAUGAAUCAAUGAAUUUUUUUGUCAGAUGGACCGAACAGCUAUGCAGAGAGCGGGUUAUGAACAUCAGAGGAUUAAACUGCAAGUUAUCGAAGGUAACUGCUAUGAUCCUUCUAGCAUUAUUUUUAGAACCGUGAACUGGGUGGAGGAGCAGCAGCUUUCGAUGACCAAUGAUUUCUUUUUUUCAGCUUCCACCAUUCAUCUGGCAUAUUUGUUUCAGCUUCCGAAUGGAUGUCUGUGGAAUCAUAAAAGCCGGUGGGACUCACUGUACCAUGAAAACAUGUAGUGUACAAAGCUCUAACCAUCCGCUGACUGUAGAAUUCAAAUUCUUUAUCAUGUAUUCUUGCAACAUAAUCUUUUUGUUUUUCCUUUCCCCGAGAAAAGCCCACCAUAGGAAGAGGUUGUAUACGAGAUUAGGUUUUAGAAA
Messenger RNA from Hibiscus syriacus, 5598 nucleotides. Its product is annotated as formin-like protein 20. Lineage: Eukaryota; Viridiplantae; Streptophyta; Magnoliopsida; Malvales; Malvaceae. The record is from RefSeq and is a predicted model, not a curated record.